CAUGAGUAAAUGACGUCAGCUCGCAGGUCGCCAGGCAGUGAAACAAACAUGGCGACAGAAUGGAGCGGACAGCAGGGUUAUGUUCUCACCGUUAUCAUUUUUCUGUGGAGUGUGAUCGGUGGCCGGACAGAGACGGCUGUCAGCGGCAGUGGGGGUGGCAGCGGCGGGGCACAGGUGUUAGGCAUGCGUCUAGAGAGAAGCGACAAGCCCGCCACCACCAAUGACGACGGUGUCAUCCAGGUGACUGAGGAGAGCUCGGUCCUGCUCCGGUUUUACGGGGUGCAGCUUCAUUCUGGUACCUGGACACAAAUUCGCUUCACAGAUUUGUCGGACAGCAGAGAGGGGGAUGCUGAAGAGGAGGAGGAGGAGGCAGCGGCGGUGAGGGGUGGCAGCGGAAUGAUGCUGGACAUGGACAGGACUUGCACUGAUUUUACUAAAGACAUUAGCGUAGGGACCUUUAUGAACGUGAGUCGCAAAGGAACAUCAGGUCUACUUAAUAUUAACGUCAAACCCCUUCGGAAGAGUGAACCGCACAAGUCUUAUGCACUGUGCACCCUGAGCAAUGAUGGGAGCACGUGGGUGAUGUUGGGAGGCAGUGAUUGCAAGGUGGUUGUUGUGGAGGAGAAGGGCUCGCUGCUGCCCAUGUGGUUUCAGGUCAUCCUCAUAUCCUGCCUACUGGUCCUCUCUGGGAUGUUCAGUGGCUUGAACCUGGGAUUGAUGGCUCUGGACCCCAUGGAGCUUCGCAUUGUCCAAAGCUGUGGUACAGAUAAGGAGAAGAAAUAUGCCAGAAAGAUUGAGCCCAUUCGUAGCAAAGGGAAUUAUCUUCUCUGCUCCUUGCUGUUAGGAAAUGUCUUAGUCAACACCACGCUCACCAUUCUUCUGGAUGAUCUCAUAGGGUCAGGUUUGGGCGCUGUAGUUGCUUCCACCAUUGGCAUUGUUAUAUUUGGAGAAAUUGUUCCUCAGGCCUUAUGUUCUCGCCAUGGACUGGCUGUGGGCGCAAACACCAUUAUGGUUACCAAAUUUUUCAUGUUGCUGACCUUCCCGCUGUCCUAUCCUGUGAGCAAGCUGCUGGACGUCCUAUUGGGCCAGGAGAUUGGCACUGUGUACAACAGGGAGAAGCUUGUGGAGAUGUUGAAAGUGACAGAGCCCUACAAUGACCUGGUCAAAGAGGAACUCAACAUGAUCCAGGGAGCUCUGGAGCUGAGGACUAAAACUGUGGAGGAUGUGAUGACCCCUCUUGCAAACUGCUUCAUGAUUCAGUCCGAUGCGGUGCUGGAUUUCAACACCAUGUCAGAGAUCAUGGAGAGUGGAUAUACUCGCAUACCAGUCUAUGAUGAUGAGAGGACUAAUAUUGUGGACAUUCUGUAUGUGAAGGACCUGGCUUUUGUUGAUCCAGAUGACUGCACAACCCUGAAGACCAUCACAAAGUUCUACAACCAUCCAGUGCACUUUGUGUUUCAUGACACCAAGCUGGAUGCCAUGUUGGAGGAGUUCAAAAAAGGUAAAUCCCACUUGGCCAUUGUCCAGAAGGUCAACAAUGAAGGGGAGGGCGAUCCUUUCUAUGAGGUGCUGGGAUUGGUCACUUUAGAGGACGUCAUUGAAGAGAUCAUCAAAUCAGAGAUCUUAGAUGAGUCUGAUCUUUACACUGACAACAGAAACAAGAAAAAAGUUGACCCCAAUAAAAACAAGCGUGACUUUUCUGCUUUCAAACAAGAAGGUGAUUGCAAAGUCAAAAUCACACCUCAGCUGAUGUUGGCUGCUCAUCGCUUCCUGGCCACAGAGGUGAAUCUGUUUGGCCCUUUUCAAAUCACAGAGAAAGUUCUCUUGAGGAUCUUGAGGCACCCAGAUGUGAUUGAGGAACUGAAGUUUAAUGAGAGUGACAAAAGGUCAUCUAAGCACUACCUCUACCAGAAGGGAAAACCUGUGGAUUACUUUAUACUCAUUCUACAGGGCCGUGUUGAAGUCGAAGCUGGAAAUGAAAACAUGAAGUUUGAAACAGGGCCUUUUUCUUACUAUGGGGUAAUGGCUCUGAGCACAACAGCCAUGGCUGUUACCCCUCCUCCUUCUCCAUCAGUGGCAUCCCCCCCUCCACGACGCCUCUCUCUUAAGAGGUUUUCUGUAUUUUCUCGUUUCCCAGAGUUUCGCUCCCCAUCUCAUGGAGGGAACCUGAACCGCUCGGCUUCUCUGAGUUGCACAGAGCGUGUUCCUGAAGGAAGUUCUGUGAGUGGCAGCAACAACCAGCUUCCGGGCACGCCCUUUCAGUACAUCCCAGACUUCUCUGUUCGCGCCCUCACCGAUCUACAGUAUGUCAAGAUCACUCGUGCUCAGUAUCAGAAUGGCCUCUUGGCAUCUAGACUGGACAGCACACCUCACUCUCCCGAUGGCAGCCAAACUCACUUGGACAUCACUGCCUCCAUACCCCCUGUGACACCUCCAUCGAGCCGCUCUCCACUGCCCCUGGCCACCCCUCCGGCGAGGAGACCUUCCUCUAACAUACAGCCCACUCCCCCAGGGGGGCGUAUGGUCCCAAACCCUACGGGCUGUAACCGCAGGCCAAGCCAGUGUCUGCCACAGCCUGUGCCCUCUGCCAGUAACCACUCUCCUCUGUCCCAAACAUGUCCCCCUAACCCACACAUGGCUGUUACAUCACCCCAUUCCUCUAUGGCCCAGCUAACUGCAGCUGCUCCUGCCUCUGGGAAUGGACCAGAGGAGACCACCAGUCUGCUCAGCGAGCAGCAGAACUGUGUGGGGCCACUCAGGCCCAGCCACACCAUCAGCCAUGCACACACAGAGAGCACCAUCUAAACCAGGCUCCAUGGAGAGCCUCAACAACUACCUGUGCACAUUUCCUCUCCUGAUUUUUGCACUUCUGUCAUCAACAGAAGCUUAUGAACAGACAAAGGUUCAGCUUACCUUUCCUGCAUGAUCCCCUCUUAUAAUAAUAAAAUUAGAGUAGAGAAGCAUUGAUCACAAAUAUAAUCACCACAUAAAAUGUGCCUACUUAAAGCUCCGUCAUUUCAGAAUACAUAUUUUAUUUAUGUCUUCAUCUUGAUAAACUUGUUAUUGAACCAUGUAUAUUUUAAUGAAGAUUUUAUCAUUUGUGCUUUUUUUUUUUAACCAAAGAAACCAGUUGUGCGUAUUUCUCUCUAGAUUUUAUUGUUAUUUCAUUUUUAUUUGUUACUUGUCUCCGGUUAUAGCAGAAGAAGAUGGAUGGACAUUUUUGUUGUUGUUUGGCUUUUAUUUUAAGAGCAUCUCUGUUUAAAGCUUGGGGUCAAAACUAUUGUGAUUUCAUUGAACUGAACCUUUAAGUAGGCACAUUAUCUUUUAGCAUGUUCAGACUUGCACUAAAUCUGUCUGGCAUACAACGUUUACUCUUGGGACCCACGUUCUUUUUUUCCAAUGUCAUUUGUUCUGUGAGGGAAAAUAAGGAAGGUUUGAAGGUCUUGAAUCUUUUUGAAUACCAGCAAACUGACUGAACCACUGUAAUGAAAGGGGCUGUGUUCUCAGCCAUGAAUCGAGAAUUGUUUUUUAUUUUUUACUUUGAAUUAAGUUAUUUUGCAGCUUAUAUAUUUUCCUGCAGUCCAUUGGUUCCAUGCAUUACAACAUUACAUUUUAGAAGGUUGUCGUAGCUUACAGUUGUGUACGUGUAUAACUUAUGUACCCUUAAUGUGGGUGCACAACUAGGCCUGUCACAAUAACAAAUUUUGAUACAAAUAUUGCUACUGAAAAUUACAGGUUAAAUAAUACUUUUUAAGACUGCUAUGCCAUUGAU
Molecule: messenger RNA, 3772 nt
Organism: Periophthalmus magnuspinnatus
Lineage: Eukaryota; Metazoa; Chordata; Actinopteri; Gobiiformes; Gobiidae
Product: metal transporter CNNM4
Exons: 8
Coding region: 10-2805 (931 amino acids)
Biological process (GO): magnesium ion homeostasis; magnesium ion transport
Cellular component (GO): plasma membrane
Molecular function (GO): sodium ion transmembrane transporter activity; magnesium ion transmembrane transporter activity
Source: RefSeq, a predicted model, not a curated record